GCGAGGGAGACGUUGUACACCCUCUGCAGAGGGAGAGUGCAGCGAUGGGUAAUGCGCAGGACAAACCUCCCGGUAGUGGAGGAGGGGGGGCCAAAACAGACCAUGCUACGCCAGGGAGAGGUAGACGAAGCUGGGGUCCCGGAAGCACCACGCACAGACCCCCGGACAAGGCACCGGUGGUCAACGGUGCCCAGGCAGGAGGUGGACAUACCGGGGGACGGCCACCACAGGAGGUCCCCGUGGUGGACACGAGCCAUCUGGACGCCCCGGCGGGAGCCCUCCCACCCCCUCUGGCACGUUUGAAAAAUGAGGGGAACCAACUCUUCAAAAAUGGCCAGUUCGGGGAGGCCUUGGAGAAAUACACCCUGGCCAUUGAUGGAUGUGCCGAUGCAGGUGUUGAAAGCCCAGAGGACCUGGGGAUCCUCCACUCUAACCGAGCGGCCUGUUACCUGAAGGAUGGAAACAGUGCUGACUGCAUACAGGACUGUACAAGGGCUCUGGAGCUGCAGCCGUACUCCCUGAAGCCGCUCCUGCGCAGGGCGAUGGCCUACGAGACCCUGGAGCGCUACAAGAAGGCCUACGUGGACUACAAGACGGUGCUGCAGAUAGACACCGGCGUGCAGGCGGCGCACGACAGUGUUCAUAGAAUCACCAAACUGCUGAUCGAUCAGGAGGGUCCGGAUUGGCGGGAGAACCUUCCGGAGAUCCCCCUGGUUCCGAUGCUCGUCAAGCAGCAGCACCAAGCGAAGCCCAUCAGUGCCGAGCUGACCCAGGCCCGCGCCUCACGGGCCGCGAACGAAGAAGCCAGGAGAAAGGACACCCGCUUCACAUUGUUAAAACACGAAGGCAACGACUUUGUGAAGCGAGGCCAAUUCAGGGACGCCGCGGAGAAGUACAGCGAAUGUCUCAGCAUCAAGCCCGAGGAUUGCUCGGUUUACACCAACAGAGCAAUUUGCUUCCUGAAACUUCAUCAGUAUGCAGAGGCCAAAGAGGACUGUGACUCCGCCCUGAGUCUGGAGCCAGCCAAUAAGAAGGCAUUCUACAGACGCGCCCUGGCCCAUAAGGGUUUAAAGGACUACCUGGCGGCCAGCAGUGACCUCCAGGAGGUGAUGGUUCUGGACCCCAACGUGCACGAGGCAGAGGAGGAGCUCCAGAACGUCACCUCGCUGCUCCGACAGAGCCUGAUGGACAGACACUAACCACACACACACACACACACACACACACACACACACACACACACACACACACACACACACACACACACACACACAGGUCUCUCUCUCUCUCUCUCUCAUUUCUAACCGGUCACCUCCCUGCUCAGACAGAGCCUGAUGGACAAACACUAACCACACACACAGGUCUCUCUCUCUCU
Molecule: messenger RNA, 1375 nt
Organism: Gadus chalcogrammus (walleye pollock)
Lineage: Eukaryota; Metazoa; Chordata; Actinopteri; Gadiformes; Gadidae
Gene: spag1a
Product: sperm associated antigen 1a
Exons: 7
Coding region: 45-1199 (384 amino acids)
Biological process (GO): axonemal dynein complex assembly
Cellular component (GO): cytosol
Molecular function (GO): protein binding
Source: RefSeq, a predicted model, not a curated record